AAAGUCAAAACAAAAAAUUUGUUCGGAUCACCCGAUUUUUUUUUUUAAUUUAAAUUAAAUUAUAUCUUACAAAUUAUUAAAUAAAAACCUCGCAUGGUGUCGGAACCCUGAAGUCUGGAAAGCAUUGAUAACCUAGACUUUCGCUUGCACCCUUAAGGCAAGAAGAAAGGUCUAAUUAUGAAUGUUUUUCAGAAAUGCCCCAACACGUCGGAGCUGGAACCCUUAUACCUUCCCCAGCAGUUGUUUUUGCGCCCCAUCGCCAAACUCAACAUUUCACUACAGCUUCCAAAUGUAAAAAAAUUAGGAAAAAGUGUAUCCCAUUGGGAGAUUAUGGAUAAAUUAAAGGAGCUGAUUAAACCCGAUGAGUUUUCUGUUCUCAAAGUCACAAAAACUACUGUCGAGUUUGUAAGGUUCGUGGCCGAAGUAGAAAAAAGAUCUAAACUUGAGCGCGUAAUUUCAAAAGUGAACAACAAGAUGAUCAAGCUGAAGGAUUUUGCUGAAAUGAUGAGAGUGAAAGCUGCAGAAGCUCCAUCAGAAUAUCCAAACCGGAGGGUUUGGGAUGCCUUUUUUGCAGAGGCAAAAAACAUGGAUGAAAUGAAACCUGGAGAACGUCCAGACACAAUGCAUCUGUCUAACCUGCCAUCCAAAUGGUUUAUUCCUUACCAUUUAAGGAAUGAAGAUGAUGUCACUCCUUCAGAAAAAAUUUUCUACCGAGUAUUUGAAAAAUUCGGCAACAUUCGCUAUGUAGACAUACCAACCUGCGACCCAUACCGGAAAAAAAUGAAAGAUCAUAUUUCUGGAUUGAAAUACUCUAGCUUUGAUAAGCUAGAUUGGUUUGAAGGUUACGUGCAAUUUAAGGAUUAUAUUGGAUUCACCAAAGCCAUGGACUUUUUUCGCGAUAAGAAAUUGGUCCAUAAAGAAGAGGAUGGUGAAGUGGAAGUGGAAAUUAGAGUUGAUUUUGAUAAGACUAAACACUUAAGUGAUGCAUCAAUAAGAAGAAGGGAAAUUGUCAGAGACAGGCUAGUGAAGAAAGUCAUGGAAAAAGAGGAGAGGGAUAAGCAAGAACUAGAAGAAAAAAAGAAGCAAGAAGAGGCUGAAAGAAAAAAGGAAGAGAAUUUAAAGGCCCAAAAAGAAAUUCGACGACGGAUGCGAGAAGAAAAGCGAAAAGCUAAAAUUAUGAAAAAGUUGGAGAUUACAGGAUCUGAUGAGAUCAACGAGAAGAUCGCUAGGGAAGAAAAGAAGCUGAUCAGAGUACAGAGGAAGCUUGAAGCCAUUAGAAUUGUAGAAGAGUUAUUUAGACGAGUUAAAGAGAAAAAUGAGGGAGAAAUGCAGAGGUACGGUAAUAUUCCUGAUCCAAGGGGUGAUGAGGUAAAAAGACUUAAAAACAUGAGAGAGCUCGACUAUCUGAACCAGAAAGAGAAAUUACAUAACGCAGUCAAAGGGCGAGUGAUGCUAAAAAGUAUUCUAUCCAAUGAUGUUAAAACAAAAAGAUUUUCUGAUUCCUCCGAUUCAGAACCAUCUUUAGAUGGCGAUCCGAGAGAAAGACGAGGACCGCAAAUGCCCAUGAGAAAUCAUCUGGGCCACCCAGCAAAUAUGAUCUUCGAUGGUGGUCACGGGCCCCCUCCUGCCUCAGUAUACGGUUUUCCUUAUCCUCCGAUGUUUCAUAAUCCAUAUGUAGCUCCUUCGAUUUAUCCAGAUAUAGAUAUUUACGCUGUGUACCGGGGUGGUCCUAGAGGUAGAGGUCGUGGUAGAGGAAGAGGUGGCCAAAGAGGUAGAGGCGGAGGACCACCGGGAGCAAGAGGUCCCUACCCUCAAGAAAUUUAUGAACCAUAUUCUGCCAGAUAUUACAAUAAAAAUGCUCAAAGUCAACAUGACGAUAGGGUUAGGCACAAAUCUCGCAGUUAUUCUCCAAGAAAUUCAUCUCAAAAAUACCGAUCCCGUUCCAGAUCUAAAAGUAGACGACGCACUUAUAGCCGAUCAAAGAGUAGGAGUUAUUCUAGGACCAGAAGAUCUAGGAGUAGGACUCGUUCAAGAUCGAGAAGACAUUCUGAUAGACGGCACAGCCGAGAUAGUAGAAGCAGGUCAAGAAGCCAUAGAAGAAAAUCCAGAUCUCGGUCCAGAGACCGCAGUCGAUCUCGAAGCCGUUCAAAGGAGCGAGAAUCAAGAGACAAUAAAAGAUCAAGAAGUAAAAGUAGUGAGAGACGGCGUCAACGAUCGAGAAGUAAAUCAGGUGAACGUGGAACCAAUGAUAAUAAACGAAAAAGCCGGUCAAGAUCACGCGAAUCUAUAGACUCCUCGAAAUUUAAAACGCCAAGGCAGCUGUUAAAAGAACGACAGCAACAAAAAAGAAGUAGAAGUAAGUCUUGGUCACUUCCAAAAGACGGGGAACAAGCUGAAAAGUCCUGGUCAGGGAGUCCAAACAAAAAGGAAGAUGAUAAAAGUGUUUGAACAAAUACGAGUAGUCUUUAAGUUGAAUUAUUUGUUGUUUUUUUUUUAAUUUGAAGUAUUUGUUAUAAAAUUUUGGAGUUUUUGAUGUUUAGUUUAAAGUAAUUAGGAUAAAAUUAACAAAACUAAAAAUAUUGUUAUGGAUAAAUAGAAUUGUGGUAUAAAUUGA
This is a messenger RNA of Anthonomus grandis grandis, 2614 nucleotides long. RefSeq names its product A-kinase anchor protein 17A (gene Xe7). Lineage: Eukaryota; Metazoa; Arthropoda; Insecta; Coleoptera; Curculionidae. The coding region runs from base 178 to 2448 and encodes 756 amino acids. The record is from RefSeq and is a predicted model, not a curated record. The transcript has 11 exons.